Vicia faba (fava bean) is the source of this 855-nucleotide messenger RNA. NCBI's taxonomy places the organism in Eukaryota, Viridiplantae, Streptophyta, Magnoliopsida, Fabales, Fabaceae. The record is from the annotation of a GenBank genome assembly.
AUGGCGAAAUCAAAGUUACGUUCACAGGGGAAGAAAUUAUCGACGGUUACGCUGAUUUUCUGGACUCUUUUCAUGCUUACACUAGUCAUUAUCUUCCUCCUUGCGCUCGGAAUUGUUUAUCUUCCAAAUACAAGCGACGAUUCUUCUUCAACCACAGAUCUCAGUUCCUUCAGACGCAAAAACUCUGAAAGUUUGGCGGAAAGGAAGGAGCAGUGGACUGAGAUUCUUUCUUGGGAGCCGAGAGCUUUCAUCUAUCACAAUUUUCUGUCAAAAGAAGAGUGUGAGUACAUGAUCAAUCUUGCCAAGCCUUUCAUGGAAAAAUCAAGUGUUGUUGAUAGUAAGACUGGAAAGAGUACAGAAAGCAGGGUUCGAACUAGUUCAGGAAUGUUUUUGAAGAGAGGAAAGGACAAAACUAUCCAGAAUAUUGAAAAAAGGAUUGCGGACUUUACCUUUAUACCAGUAGAGAAUGGAGAAGGACUUCAGGUUCUUCACUAUGGAGUUGGGGAGAAAUAUGAGCCUCAUUAUGAUUACUUUCUUGAUGAGUUCAACACUAAGAAUGGAGGCCAACGAGUUGCUACAGUUCUUAUGUAUCUGUCUGACGUUGAAGAAGGUGGUGAGACUGUAUUUCCUGCUGCUAAGGCCAACUUUAGCGCUGUGCCAUGGUGGAAUGAUUUAUCUGAAUGUGCUAGAAAGGGUCUAUCAGUGAAACCAAAAAUGGGUGAUGCUCUGCUGUUUUGGAGCAUGAGGCCAGAUGCCUCACUAGAUGCAUCUAGUUUACAUGGUGGUUGCCCAGUAAUUAGAGGAAAUAAAUGGUCUUCAACUAAGUGGAUGCAUCUUGAGGAGUACAAAGUUUAA